This is a messenger RNA of Centruroides sculpturatus (bark scorpion), 836 nucleotides long. Its product is annotated as glycine N-methyltransferase-like. The coding region runs from base 209 to 625 and encodes 138 amino acids. NCBI's taxonomy places the organism in Eukaryota, Metazoa, Arthropoda, Arachnida, Scorpiones, Buthidae. The record is from RefSeq and is a predicted model, not a curated record. Gene Ontology annotation, molecular function: glycine N-methyltransferase activity; S-adenosyl-L-methionine binding; glycine binding. Gene Ontology annotation, cellular component: cytosol. Gene Ontology annotation, biological process: regulation of gluconeogenesis; protein homotetramerization; S-adenosylmethionine metabolic process. The transcript has 3 exons.
UUUUGGUCGUUAAAGGUCGAAGGGGUGAUGAGAUAGAGAGGGCCGUGUGUCAUAACUCGAGUGGGGUCGAAAAUUUAUCUUCUCAUCUCUAACCACACAUUUAAACAGGGAGGAGAAACAACUGUUUACGUCUACAUCAGAUUCACAUGGUUACUUUAAAAAUGCAAAAACUGAGCCAAUUUUCCUCAUAACCAUAGGAAUAUCGAAGAUGGUGGACAGCGUGUAUUGUACUAGAUCCUUAGGUGUUGCUAUAGAAGGAAUAUCGAAGAUGGUGGACAGCGUGUAUCGUACUAGAUCCUUAGGUGUUGCUAUAGAAGGUGUUCCUGAUCAAUAUGCGGACGGAAAAGCCGCACGUGUAUGGGAAGUUUAUAUCGGAGAGAAAGAAACUCGUACUAAACAUUACAGAGAAUUUCUUACAUCAAUGUUAAGAGAACAUGGAUGUAAGCAUAUAUUAGAUGUGGCAUGUGGCACUGGAAUCGAUUCUAUAAUGUUAUUAGAAGCCGGAUUUAAGAUGACAAGUGUAGAUGCUAGCGAUAAGAUGUUAAAAUAUGCAUUGAAGAAAAGAUGGAACAGAAGAAAGGAACCUGCUUUUGAUGAUUGGGGUAAUCUUACUUUAUUAAAUUAAUUCUUUCCAUUUGUUUAUAAAAUAAUUUUUAGAAUUUUUCCAUUUACGAUAAAAUAAUAUAAAAACUCUUAUUUUAAAAAAUUAUAACAAAAAUAUAAACAGAAUAAAAAACAUUGUAUUAAGUGUCCUAGUUGCAUGGUGACAAAAAAUAAAAUGUUUCUUACAUAUAUUUAUAUACGUUAGCCUCUUGAUUCUCUUGAAAUUGUUAGCU